UCUCGCGCGGGGCAUGAUGGGAGUCGUAGUCCUUCGGCGCUUUUCCUUCUCGGGUGUAAUGGCGGCGCCGGAGCUGCUGUCGGACGAGGGGUUCCGCGGCGAUGGGCGCCGCCCCGCGGAGCUCCGUCAGAUCCGCGCCCGUAUGGGCGUCUUCUCGCAGGCGGACGGUUCGGCCUAUAUCGAACAGGGGAACACCAAAGCCCUCGCGGUCGUCUAUGGACCCCACGAGAUCCGUGGCUCCCGGUGGAAAGCGCUUCCGGAUCGGGCGUUGGUGAACUGCCAGUACAGUCUGACCACCUUCAGCACCGCCGAGCGCCGGCGCCGCCCCCACGGAGACCGCGGCUCCGUGGAAUUGGCCGCGAUGCUCAAGGAGACCUUCGAGGCCACCAUCCUCACUCGGCUCUUCCCGCGAUCCCAGAUCGACAUCUACGUCCAGGUGCUCCAAGCGGACGGUGGGAAUUACUGCGCCGGCGUCAACGCGGCGUCGUUGGCGGUGAUGGACGCCGGCAUUCCGGUGCGGGAUUUGGUCUGCGCCAGUUCGGCGGGAUUAGCCGAGGACAUUCCCUUGGCCGACCUGAGCGGUUCCGAGGAGGCAUCCGGUGCUCCCAAGGUGUUGGUGGCUUUGCUUCCGGCAGCCGGAACGAUGGCAUUGCUCCAACUCAGCGCUCGGCUCCAUCAGGAACGCUUGGAAACGGCGUUGGAUGCGGCAACCAAGGCUUGCCGGGCGCUCCACGCCGUCCUGGAGAGCGUGGUGCGGGAACGGCUGAGGGAAGGGAUGGCGCUGCUCGCGGAGUGAAGAGAGGGAUCCCGGGACCGGGAUUGGGAUUACGGCGAAGGAACAAACACGGACCACGUUGAUCAUUCCAAGAUCCCGUUGAUCCCUCACUGGAAAUUCCCACACGGCUCCCGACAGUCCCUCAUCCAAACGUCCACCAUGGGUUUUUCUCCUUCCAACCUCCCUUUUCCAUGGUUUUGUGCCUCCUUGUGUUUUUCCAGCGCCGUUGAUCCGUGUUUUCCUGCCUCUUUGGUUUCUUCCGCCGAUGGAGAAGACGUUGGUUCUUCUCCGUCCGAUGGUUCGAUGGAUAUUAAAUGUCCCAAAGACCCUCAUGGACGGCGUCUCU
Messenger RNA from Cuculus canorus (common cuckoo), 1121 nucleotides. It is a transcript of the gene EXOSC4, whose product is annotated as exosome component 4. The record is from RefSeq and is a predicted model, not a curated record. Gene Ontology annotation, biological process: U4 snRNA 3'-end processing; rRNA catabolic process; poly(A)-dependent snoRNA 3'-end processing. The transcript has 4 exons. Gene Ontology annotation, cellular component: nuclear exosome (RNase complex); cytoplasmic exosome (RNase complex); nucleolus. The coding region runs from base 14 to 796 and encodes 260 amino acids. Lineage: Eukaryota; Metazoa; Chordata; Aves; Cuculiformes; Cuculidae.